Toxotes jaculatrix (banded archerfish) is the source of this 2334-nucleotide messenger RNA. It is a transcript of the gene suclg2, whose product is annotated as succinate-CoA ligase GDP-forming subunit beta. The record is from RefSeq and is a predicted model, not a curated record. Gene Ontology annotation, cellular component: succinate-CoA ligase complex; mitochondrion. Gene Ontology annotation, biological process: tricarboxylic acid cycle; succinyl-CoA metabolic process. Gene Ontology annotation, molecular function: ATP binding; succinate-CoA ligase (GDP-forming) activity; metal ion binding. NCBI's taxonomy places the organism in Eukaryota, Metazoa, Chordata, Actinopteri, Toxotidae. Bases 1 to 1362 code for a protein of 453 amino acids. The transcript has 11 exons.
AUGAACGGCUCCGCCUUUACUCGCACAUGCUCCCGACGUCAUCUCUCUUUGGUUUUCCGUGUCAACAUGGCGGCAUCCAUGGCAUCCCAGGCUGCAGCAAGAGGACUGAGGACAGCUACCUCAAAGCACAUACUUCUCGACAAACUCAAGUGCACCUGGUUGAGUCCCAGGAGGUGGCUGAAUCUGCAGGAGUACCAGAGCAAGAAGCUGAUGCAAGAGAGUGGCGUGGCUGUCCAGCGUUUCUAUGUGGCCGACACAGCCUCUGAGGCCCUGGAGGCUGCAAAGAGACUCAAUGCCAAAGAGAUUGUGCUGAAAGCUCAGAUUCUGGCCGGUGGCAGAGGCAAGGGUGUGUUCGACAGUGGCCUUAAAGGUGGAGUGCACUUAACUAAGGACCCUGCAGUGGUUGGCGAGCUGGCCAAUAAGAUGCUGGGUUUCAACCUGAUAACCAAGCAAACACCAAAAGAUGGAGUGAAAGUGAAAACGGUGAUGGUGGCUGAGGCCCUGGACAUUAGCAGGGAGACCUACUUUGCCAUCUUAAUGGACCGCUCCUGUAACGGCCCUGUCAUGGUUGGAAGCCCCCAGGGAGGAAUGGAUAUCGAGGAAGUGGCAGCCAGUACCCCAGAACUUAUCUUUAAGGAAGUCAUAGAUAUAUUUGAAGGUGUGCGAGACGACCAGGCGCUUCGCAUGGCAGCUAAUUUGGGUUUCAAAGGACCUCUGCAGAGACAGGCAGCAGAUCAGAUUAAGAGGCUCUAUGAUCUGUUCCUGAAAGUCGACGCCACUCAAGUCGAAGUCAAUCCUCUCGGAGAGACUCCCGAAGGACAAGUGGUUUGCUUUGAUGCCAAGAUCAACUUUGACGACAACGCUGAGUUCCGUCAGAAGGCUGUGUUUGCCAUGGACGACAUGACUGAGAGCGACCCCACAGAGAUGCAGGCAGCCAAGUGGGACCUCAAAUAUAUCGGACUGGACGGAAACAUUGCCUGUUUUGUGAAUGGAGCCGGCUUGGCCAUGGCCACAUGUGACAUCAUCGACCUGCAUGGAGGAAAACCAGCUAACUUCCUGGAUCUGGGUGGAGGAGUCAAAGAGAGGCAGGUGUAUGAGGCCUUUAAGCUGCUCACUGCUGAUCCUAAGGUAGAGGCCAUCCUGGUGAACAUCUUUGGCGGGAUCGUCAACUGUGCCAUCAUCGCUAACGGCAUCACCAAAGCCUGUCGAGAGCUGGAGCUGAAGGUGCCGUUGGUGGUCAGGCUUGAAGGGACCAACGUCCACGAGGCCAAGAAGAUCCUGACCGAGAGCGGCCUGCCCAUCACAGCAGCCGACGACCUGGAUGACGCCGCCAAGAAAGCUGUGGCUGCCAUCAAGAAAUAGAACACUCUCAGAGUAACCUCACUACACUCUUCUCACCAUCCGCCCAUCACUAACAUUCAUUACAGCCUCAGAUCAUCACCGUCAGCCUUUUUUUUUAAACACACGCAGACCUCCAGAACUUCAAGCCUUUGUUCUCAGGGGCCUUUACUUUUAUUGUUUAAACUCCAGCUUCCGAACCAUACUUUCAUUGCCAACCAAGUAUCCAUAGCACAGGUUUUGAGGCGGCGUAUCACUUUCAUGUCUUAAUUCAACUUUUACAAUCAUCCCCCCAAUUUCUUUUACAUUAAACACAUUUCUGUCGGGAUAAAAUCAAUAAUCAUGUCAUAAACAUCAUAAAGCUCUGGUGGCCUCUUUCAGAGGUUAGAUGGAGACCCAACACUUUGUGCAUUCCAUUUCCCAAGGCCCGAGACGUAGCCUUCUCUCUGGGUAUUAUGGCAUUUGUAUAGAACAUUAAUUAUGAGAGCCAUAUUCACCUCCAGCUUUCCUGGAAGGUACGUUCAGUUAGACUGAAAGACAGCCCGAAGAUGAAAUCAUUUGACCAGUUGUGAAAUCAUUUGAUGGCACUUAGCUAAAAUGAAUGGCAGCAGUUAACUUUGGGUCAAUCAGCCUGUUUUCUUGGUGACUUUAUUGUCCAGGUUAUUUAUCCAUCCAACACCUGGUCUGGAUGAAGUACACACUCUAUGAAUUUUGUACAUCAUGUCUUUUUUUGUAAAGUGCUACUUCACUCAUGACUAUUACAGUGUGUUAGCUGCCCAAAUAUGUGCCUGUUUCAUGAAGGAUAAAGGGUUGUGUAAGCAAGUCUUUCCGACUCAUGGAGUCCCAGCAAUAGUUUCAUACAGAGCAGCGAGAGAAGACGAAAAUCAUAAAUAUAAUAGUACUUUUUUAUUAUCAUGAAUGUAUAUUGACAGAAUAUCUUGGCUACAGUGUAAAAACUGUGUAUAUAAUUUGAGAGAUUAAAAACAAACAUUUCAA